GCCCAUGUAUGUUACUCAUUAUUUCUGUCUCCUUAAAAUGCUCUCCAACCACUGGCCCCUCUUCUGUCCCCCUUCCUCUUAUCGGACUCGGGUCUCGGAGGUACUGCCAUGGCGUUAAUACGAACGAUAGAUAUAGCCGUGAACUUCACAGAUGGCAUGUUCAAAGGAAUAUAUAAUGGCAAGCAGCAUCAUGUACCUGAUAUUGCUACUGUUCUGAACCGAGCUUGGAGUGCUGGAGUUGAUCGAAUCAUAGUGACUGGUGGGUCCUUGGACGAAUCAAAGGAAGCUCUAGCCAUUGCCGAAACAGAUGGAAGGCUCUUUUGCACAGUUGGCGUGCAUCCAACAAGAUGCAAGGAGUUUGAAGAGAAUGGGGAUCCAGAAAAGCAUUUUCAGGCUCUAUUGUCGCUGGCCAAAGAAGGAAUCCAGAAAGGGAAGGUGGUGGCAAUAGGUGAAUGUGGAUUAGAUUAUGAUAGGCUCCACUUCUGCCCAGCUGACAUUCAAAAGAAAUAUUUUGAGAAGCAAUUUGACUUAGCAUAUGCCACAAAGCUGCCAAUGUUUUUGCAUAUGCGUGCAGCUGCUGGGGAUUUCUGUGAAAUUCUAGAGCGGAACAAGGACAGGUUUGGGGCGGGGGUUACUCAUUCAUUUACCGGCAGUACUGAAGACCGUGAAAAACUUCUUUCAUUCCAUAAUCUGUAUAUAGGUGUAAAUGGUUGUUCUUUGAAGACAGCUGAAAACCUUGAUGUUGUGAGAGGCAUACCUGUUGAAAGGAUGAUGAUUGAAACUGAUUCUCCUUAUUGCGAGAUCAAGAACACUCAUGCUGGGAUAAGUUAUGUAAAAUCUACAUGGCCUUCAAAGAAGAAAGAGAAGUAUGAUCAGGAGUCUAUUGUUAAAGGCCGGAAUGAACCUUGUUUAGUUCGGCAAGUUCUUGAGGUGGUGGCUGGCUGUAAAGGUAUCAAUGAUAUAAAUCAGCUGAGCAAGACGUUGUACCACAACACUUGCAGGGUUUUCUUCCCUCAUGACUUGGAUUCUGCAGCGGAUGCACUUCUUGCUGGUCAUGAUGAAACCCAGUAAAGAACUGAUUUUUGUCUUUCAUUCUUCCAACCUGCCAAAGACUAUUCAGGUUCUCAUUUUAUUCCAAGACGUUGUAUUGGAAUGUCCACUUGUUUCAUAUUGGAAUUUGUUUAAUCUUGAUAGAGAAACAUGCAUGUUCUUUAUUUUCGGCACAUUUCCCAUUGUCUUGGAAGCUCCUUACCAAGUGUGCUUGCUUCUUAGUGAAAAUGAUAAUCACUCUUUAAAUUAUUUUCUCUACUUAAUGUUCUGGGUACAAUUAAUGCAUGAUAAUGCAAUGUGCUUGGAAGUCGCUA
Carica papaya (papaya) is the source of this 1364-nucleotide messenger RNA. Its product is annotated as TatD related DNase. Gene Ontology annotation, molecular function: 3'-5'-DNA exonuclease activity. The record is from RefSeq and is a predicted model, not a curated record. Lineage: Eukaryota; Viridiplantae; Streptophyta; Magnoliopsida; Brassicales; Caricaceae. Gene Ontology annotation, cellular component: cytosol.